Messenger RNA from Galeopterus variegatus (Sunda flying lemur), 766 nucleotides. RefSeq names its product zinc finger protein 33B-like. The coding region runs from base 440 to 766 and encodes 108 amino acids. NCBI's taxonomy places the organism in Eukaryota, Metazoa, Chordata, Mammalia, Dermoptera, Cynocephalidae. The transcript is spliced from 4 exons. The record is from RefSeq and is a predicted model, not a curated record. Gene Ontology annotation, biological process: regulation of DNA-templated transcription.
AGCUUAGCCCUGCGUAUUUUUUUUAACAACACUUUUAGUGAAAUGUUAACGUUUCUUCAUUAGGUGUAUUGUUAACUUGUUCAACCAAUAUCGCCGUUAUAAAUUUUUUGUGAACCUUAAGGGAGAUUUAAACUGUUAAAUUCCUAAGGAAGCACAUAUUUACACUCAUCCAGUGAAAUGUUGUGCCCAAGAGCUAUAUGAUUAUAUAAGAGUAAUAGUAGGUGGUCUUUCAGCGUUCCCCCUGCCCAUUCUGAAGAGUCAAAGGGACCAAUUUGACAUUCUCCAAAAGGGAGCAUUUUCUCUAGCAGGUGUAUAUAGCUUUUAGGACAGAAGAAUUCAAGAGCUGCCAGGUGGGCCAGAUAUUUCAUGACCUCAUUCCUUUUCUUCUAACUCAGCUGUAUCUUCAGAGUUGUCUACAUACUUCCAAGAACAGGACAAAAUGAACAAGAUUGAACAGAAAUUCCAUGGAUCAGUAUCAUUUAAGGAUGUGACUGUGGGAUUCACGCAGGAGGAGUGGCAGCACCUGGACACUAGCCAGAGGUCCCUAUAUAGAGAUGUGAUGCUGGAGAACUAUAGCCACCUUGUCUCAGUGGGGUAUUGUGUUACCAAACCAGACGUGAUCUUCAGGCUGGAGCAAGGAGAAGAGCCAUGGAUACUGGAGGAUGAAUUCCCAAACCAGAGUUUCUCAGUUAAUUUAGGGGUUAGCAACUUUAAAAUGUUUUUCAAGAAUAUCUCUUCAAAACUCCUGACCCUUGAAAGUGAUUGA